Messenger RNA from Terrapene triunguis (Three-toed box turtle), 1811 nucleotides. Its product is annotated as rho guanine nucleotide exchange factor 19. Gene Ontology annotation, biological process: activation of GTPase activity; regulation of actin cytoskeleton organization. Lineage: Eukaryota; Metazoa; Chordata; Testudines; Emydidae. Gene Ontology annotation, molecular function: guanyl-nucleotide exchange factor activity; protein binding. The annotation marks the transcript as partial. The transcript is spliced from 8 exons. The record is from RefSeq and is a predicted model, not a curated record.
GCAGGACAAUCCUAAAUUCCCAGGGAUCCUGGCAAAGCUGGAAGAGGGGCCAAUGUGUCAGCGCUUACCUCUCACCUCCUUCCUCAUCCUGCCCUUCCAGAGGGUCAUGCGCUUGCAGAUGCUGGUGGAGAACAUCCUGAAACGCACGUUGCAGGGCUCCCGGGACGAGGCCACGGCCACCAAGGCCUUCAACCAGCUCAAGAAGCUCGUGAAGGAAUGCAACGCCAGCGUCCAGUCCAUGAAGAGAACCGAGGAGCUCAUUCAUCUGAACAAGAAAAUCCACUUUGAAAGUAAGAUCUUCCCGCUGAUCUCGCAGUCGCGCUGGCUCGUGAAGCACGGGGAGCUGGUGGAAGUGGACAUGCAGCUCAUCAGCACCCUCGCCGCCAAGUUCAAGCUCUCCACCAAGAUGGUGUAUCUCCACCUCUUCAACGACUGCCUCUUGCUCUCCCGGAGGAAGGAGACGGGGAAAUUCGCCGUCUUUGUUCACGCCAAGAUGCCGGAGCUGAAAGUGACCGACCUGAGCAGGAAGCUUCACGGGGUCCCGGGACAAAUCUUCCACCUCCAGCUCUUCGACAGCCUGCGGCUGAAGCACCAGGUCUUGCUGCGGGCACAGACUGAGAGUGAGAAGCAGCGGUGGAUCUCGGCAAUGGUCCCCUCCAGCCCCCAGACGGACAGGGAGCAUGUCACCGAGAACGCAGAUACCGCCCAGGUCCAGUGCAUCAAGGCCUACAAGGCCCAGGAGCAUGACGAGCUGAGCUUGGAGAAGGCGGACAUCCUGGGGGUCAAGACGAGGACCAGCGACGGCUGGCUCGAGGGAAUCCGCCUGUCGGACGGGGAGAGGGGCUGGGUCCCUCAGGGGCACGUGGAGGAGAUCACCAGCCGGGGUGCCCGGCUGCGCAACCUGCGUGAGAACGACCGGCUCAAGCAUGCCACGCGCAAGCUGGAGGAGGAGCAGGCAUGAGCCAGCCCGGGUGCCGGCCGGGAGAGACUCUGGGAACACAGCCGGAGCCCUGCGGCGUGGGCAGGACCAUGUACACAAUGCUGGGGGCAGGGCUGCCGAGCCAGCGUCCUGGGCACACCCACUGAACUACACCGGGCGACGGCAGCAACAGGUGGCCGAUCUCCCACGGUCUCCACGCUCCCCACCGCUGACUCAGGCUCCAGGGAGGGAACGAGGCCCCGGGAACCCUCUCCACAAACAGACCUGCUGUUCCGUGCUCUCUACGUGGUCUCCUGGCUGCUCUGGGUGGGAUCCUGGCCUGGUCCCCACGGGCACGGCCAGCCGGGGGUAACCAUCUGGCAAUGAAUUCUCUGCCUUGGCCCCUGUCCGAAACAGGAUACUGGCCGAGGGGGACCCUUGGCCUGACCCAGUGCGGCCGUUCGUGUGUUCAGGCUUCCCCCACUCAGAGCAUCAUCUGCCUGGAGCGCAGGGACCAGCCAGGCAAGCGUCUCCCCAGCUGGGAUGGGCACCUCGGUGGGGGGAGCAGCGCGCCACCUCCACGGCCCCCAGGCUUCUCAGGGGUAGGGUGGGGGCACGUUCCCACCGCUGCCAGCCUGGGCCAGCAUCACACCAGGGAAGAGGGACCCCAUUAGUGAUCCCCGGAGCUGCCCAUUCUUUGAGGGGGGCUGCAAGGCAGGGGGUUGCCCCCCAAACAGCAUCGCCAAAGCUGGGCUUCAGGCCCCUCUCCUUCCCUGGAGGUUGUACUGCUCUGCCAGCCCGGGCACCGCUGGCCCGGCACGCUGGCCCCGGCGCUCCCCUGCGAUGGCCUGGGGAGCACCGCAAAGGAGCCAGGGUGGGAACAGCCCCCGCU